AUGGCAUUCCAAGAGGAUUUCAAGCCCGAUUAUAGCGGUGUGCCCAGUCAGGCAUUGGAUGCUGUAAGAAUGCGAUCCGCACAACUGACGCAUUCUUUAAGAAGGCUACGAGAUGAAUUAGCUAAGGCCGAAUUACCACAAUGGUACUCCUUACAAUCGCAAUUGAAUGUUACUUUGUCACAAUUGAUGUCUUUAACCUCUAAUAUGCAACAUUUCCAAGACGUUUUGGACUCAACAGUGGUCUAUCCGCUACCGAACUUCCCCACAACAUCUCAUGAAGGUCUUCUGACAACUUUGCUCAGAAAGAGAAAUAUUCCAGAAGUUGAUGAGUGGAUAAAGUCAGCCAGGGAAGCCUCUGAUUUGGAUACCGGCUCACUAGAUAUUAAAGAUAUUACAAAAUCAUUGAAUGAUGACAAAGAAAUCUCCAAAUGGGCACUCGAGACUUUUGUUGAAGAGUUCGAAAAACAUAAUUAUAAGGGCUUCCACACCAGGCAGGACAAUGGACCAGUUGAUGAUAUAGAGAUGGAAGGUCUGCCGGCCGGAAAGAACCCAGUGAAGCCAUUCGAUGUUGAAGAUGUCCUCCGUUAUACAUACAAGGGAGAAAUAACGGGUGAGGAACAGACUCAAGAGAAUGAUGCAGCUAUGGUCAUUGAUUGA
Molecule: messenger RNA, 657 nt
Organism: Torulaspora delbrueckii
Lineage: Eukaryota; Fungi; Ascomycota; Saccharomycetes; Saccharomycetales; Saccharomycetaceae
Gene: MED8
Product: RNA polymerase II mediator complex subunit MED8
Exons: 1
Coding region: 1-657 (218 amino acids)
Biological process (GO): regulation of transcription by RNA polymerase II
Cellular component (GO): core mediator complex; mediator complex
Molecular function (GO): transcription coregulator activity; RNA polymerase II cis-regulatory region sequence-specific DNA binding
Source: RefSeq, a predicted model, not a curated record